AUGGAACAAGGAAAUCAAAGCAUGGUGACAGAAUUCAUCUUGAUUGGAUUUUCCAGUUUCCCAGACCUGCAGGUCCCUCUGUUUGUGGUGUUCUCCAUCAUGUACUUGGCCAUUUUGGCUGGAAAUAUCAUCAUUAUUGCUACAAUAAGGCGCGAGUCCAGCCUCCACAUCCCCAUGUAUUUCUUCCUUGCCAUGCUCUCCAGUUCAGAAACCUGCUACACUUGCACCAUCAUCCCCAAUAUGCUUGUAAAUCUUCUAAAAGAGAAAGCAACUAUUUCAUUCAUCGGUUGCACUGUUCAGAUGUAUACAUUCUUGGGCUUUGCAUGUACAAAUUGUCUGCUUCUCGUAGUGAUGGGAUAUGACCGAUAUGCUUGCAUAUGUAAACCUUUACGUUAUCCAGUUUUGAUGGAUCAGAGACUCUGUACUAAACUGGUGGUCUUUUCAGCAAUAGGUGGUUUUUUAAUUUCAGAAAUCUAUUCAUUUUCUGUGUUUUCCUUGCCGUACUGUGGACCAAAUAAAAUAAAUCAUUUCCUUUGUGAUAUAGCACCUUUGCUUGAGCUGGCCUGUGCCCGAAAUUAUAUAGGAGAAAUUCUCAUUUUUCUUUUUUCUUUUUUAGUGAUAGUUUUCUCAUUUCUCCUGAUCCUCCUUUCAUAUAUUCUAAUCUUAAAUACAGUCCUGAAAAUCCCCACAGCAGAGGGCAAGCGCAAGGCCUUUUCAACUUGCUCCUCUCAUCUCAUUGUUGUGGUUGUGCAUUUUGGAUGUGCUUCCAUUGUUUACCUGAGGCCCCGAUCCAGAAACGCUUUGAAUGAGGACAUGUUUAUCUCUGUCACAUACACCCUGGUGACUCCAUUGCUGAAUCCUGUCGUUUACAGCCUGAGGAACAAGGAUGUCCAAGCAGCACUCAAAAAAUCCCUGGGCAGAAGCGCAUGUGAACGGAAGAUGUGA
Messenger RNA from Heteronotia binoei (common prickly gecko), 945 nucleotides. RefSeq names its product olfactory receptor 10R2-like. Gene Ontology annotation, molecular function: G protein-coupled receptor activity; olfactory receptor activity. The record is from RefSeq and is a predicted model, not a curated record. Gene Ontology annotation, biological process: G protein-coupled receptor signaling pathway. NCBI's taxonomy places the organism in Eukaryota, Metazoa, Chordata, Lepidosauria, Squamata, Gekkonidae. The transcript has a single exon. Bases 1 to 945 code for a protein of 314 amino acids. Gene Ontology annotation, cellular component: membrane.